Messenger RNA from Prorocentrum cordatum, 339 nucleotides. The record is from the annotation of a GenBank genome assembly. Lineage: Eukaryota; Dinophyceae; Prorocentrales; Prorocentraceae.
AUGGUGCAGAGCCUGUUUGCCAGCGAGAGCCUGCAGAAGAUGAUGGUCACGGAUGAGGCCUCGCACAAGAAGCAGGCGCGGCUGGAUGAGCAUUCGAAGAGGGACGAGGUGACUGCAGCUGAGUUUGAGACACAGUGUGGCAAGGUGGCGGGCUGGAAGAAAGACAUCGAAGAGCUUCUCCUGGAAGCAAAGGUUCUAGUCCGCCAGGCUUGGGCGAGAGACGAAGAGGAGAUGCGUCUGCGCGAAGCUGCGAAGCCCAAGGGAUCAAGCGGCAAGAAGACUGCGAUCAAGAAGGACAAGAAAGAGAAGCAGAAGAAAAGUGAGAGCCCGAGCGACUCG